Messenger RNA from Ziziphus jujuba (common jujube), 2479 nucleotides. Its product is annotated as pectinesterase. Bases 203 to 1900 code for a protein of 565 amino acids. Gene Ontology annotation, molecular function: pectinesterase activity; pectinesterase inhibitor activity. Gene Ontology annotation, biological process: cell wall modification. The record is from RefSeq and is a predicted model, not a curated record. Lineage: Eukaryota; Viridiplantae; Streptophyta; Magnoliopsida; Rosales; Rhamnaceae. The transcript has 2 exons.
GAGGUGUGUGUGCUCAGAGGGAGACGAGGCAUUAGUCCAUCUCUCUCUUUCUUGCUUUCUUUCAUUGAUAUUCUAUCUCUCCGACCCUGCCUUGCAUUUGGAUUUCCUUGAUAUAUAUAUAUAUAUAUACAUAUAAAAGCCGAAAGGUAUUUUUUAAUUUUGAGGGAAAGGAUUAGAGGUGGGGAGGGAGAGAAAAAAAAAAAUGAUAGGAAAAGUAGCAGCAUCGGGGAUAUCCUUGAUUCUUGUAGUCGGGGUGGCCCUUGCGGUGGUGGCCGUGGUUCACAAUGGCAAACAUGGUGGUGAUGAUGGUGUCUCAUCCUCCUCCAAGAUGGUGAAUACCUUGUGUUCCCAUACGGAUUACAAAGGCGCAUGCCAGCAAAGCCUGGAGGCCGUGGCUAAGAACUCCAGCGCGGAUUACAAGGAUUAUAUCAAGGCCGUUUUGGAGGCCACUGCCAACCAGGUGAGCAAAUCCUUGAACUUAUCUCAGUCUCUGCUGGUGGAUGCAAAAGACAACCCCCGUUUGAAGAUGUCCCUCGAGGACUGCAAGGACAUGUUGGAUCUGGCCGUCGAUCAGCUCCAAGCCUCUUUUUCCAUGGUUGGAGAUAAGGAUAUGCACACACUCAAUGACCGUUCCGAUGAGCUCAAGAGCUGGCUGAGCUCCGUCGUUACCUAUGCCGAGACAUGCCUUGAUGGAGUUCCUGAGCCCAAAAUUCAGGAGAACAUGAGGGAAACUCUUAGAAAUGCGUCUGCUCUUACGGACAAUGCACUGGCUAUUAUUUCGGAGCUGAGCAAGGUCCUCGAGGCCUUCGGUUUGAAACUGGACCCCAAGGCACUCAACUCUGGUGGACGCCGCCUUCUGGGCACGACGGAGGUGGGUGCCGAUGGGUUCCCCACUUGGUUCUCUGCAGCCGAUAGGAAGCUUAUGGCAGCUGCUGGCAGGGCAGCAGGGGUCAAGCCCAAUGUGGUAGUUGCCAAGGAUGGCAGCGGCAAUUUCAAUACCAUUAGUGCUGCCCUCAAAGCCUACCCUAAGAACCAAAAAGGCCGAUAUAUCAUCUACGUCAAGGCCGGAGUGUACGACGAGUACAUCACCGUCGAGAAGAACAUGGCCAACAUCUUCAUGUACGGAGAUGGCCCAAGAAAGACCAUCGUCACUGGCAACAAGAGCAACCGCGGAGGAUUCUCCACCUUCAGGACGGCCAGUUUUUCCGCUAUUGGACCUGGAUUCAUCUGCAAAUCCAUGGGAUUCCGUAACACAGCAGGUCCCGAUGGACACCAGGCGGUGGCACUGCGUGUCCAAUCGGAGAUGUCGGCCUUCUUCAACUGCAGAAUGGACGCCUACCAGGACACGUUGUACGUGCAAGCGGGACGUCAAUUCUACAGGAACUGCGUGAUAUCUGGGACCAUAGACUUCAUAUUCGGUGACUCGACCGCCGUGAUCCAGAACUGCAAGAUCAUAGUGAGGAAACCCAUGGACAACCAACUCAACACCGUGACUGCACAAGGAAGAUCCAAAUCCCACGAGACAACAGGGCUGGUGAUCCACAACUGCAACAUCGUGCCAGAGGCGAAACUGUUCCCUAUGAGAUUCAAGAUCCAAACAUACUUGGGGAGGCCGUGGAAGGAGUUUUCCAGGACCGUGAUCAUGGAGUCCACUCUGGCAGACUUUGUCAACCCGGAUGGUUGGUACCCAUGGGCCGGCAACUUCGCCCUCGACACCCUCUACUAUGCCGAGUAUGCCAACCGCGGUCCCGGUGCUGCCACCACCAGGAGGAUCAAGUGGAAGGGCUUCAGGGUCAUCGGCAGGAAUGAGGCUCUUCAAUUCACUGUCGGACGCUUCAUUGGAGGAGACGGGUGGAUUAAGUACACUGGAAUUCCCUACCUCGCUGGCCUCAAGCGGUGAUCUGCAUCAUCAUCAUCAUCAUUAUUACUAUUAUUAGUAUUGUUAAUCAAUUCAACUCGAAUUCAUUCAUUCAAUAUUCAUUCAUUCAUUAACCCCCUCCUGAUGAUGAUGAUGGUGACGACGAUGAUGAUUUGGUGAUGAAAAUUAAAAAUGAUGCGUGACAACAUUAGUCCCGACUCUGAGAGUGAUGGAAGGGAUGAUCCAUCAUCAAUUUUCAGAUUAUUUCUUUUCUACUUUUAUUAUGUAACCCGAAAAAAAAAAAAAAUUAAUUGCCAAUCGAUGGGGGUGGCAAAGUUGGCUCUUGAUGGAUUAAUUUAACGUCCCAACAUUAACAGAAAAGAAAUAUAUAUAUAUAUAUAUAUAUAUCAUGUAUUGCUGACUAGUGUAAAAUAUUUUAUUAUGCGUACGUGUGAAAAAUUAAUCAUCUGAUGGAUCGAUCUGUGCCACUUCAUCAACCCAUGACUGUUAGUUUUUUGUUCGCAUAGGCUGCUCUUUCCUUUGUUAAUUACUGUCUGAGAGAAGAGAUAGUUUGGAGUCCCUUACACCAAUUAAUUAAUAAAACACUGCAACUUUUCCCUC